Messenger RNA from Sarcophilus harrisii (Tasmanian devil), 2402 nucleotides. It is a transcript of the gene TPST2, whose product is annotated as tyrosylprotein sulfotransferase 2. The transcript is spliced from 7 exons. Gene Ontology annotation, biological process: peptidyl-tyrosine sulfation. Gene Ontology annotation, cellular component: Golgi apparatus. Lineage: Eukaryota; Metazoa; Chordata; Mammalia; Dasyuromorphia; Dasyuridae. Gene Ontology annotation, molecular function: protein-tyrosine sulfotransferase activity. The coding region runs from base 725 to 1855 and encodes 376 amino acids. The record is from RefSeq and is a predicted model, not a curated record.
UGCAAGUGAAUUGGAUUUAAGCGAGGGAGGGCUGUGCAAGGUCAUCUGCCUAACUUUUCCCUCCAGUCAUCUGGGUUCAGGUUAUAGAUAGAGGUCAGGAUCACUGGAGAUGACCCUGAAGCCGUAGGAGACCCUGACCUUUUUAAAGUUAAUGUCUUUGACAAGUCUUAAUUUAACCCAUUCAGUGAUACUGAUUAUUUAUCAGAUCUUAGGUAAAGAACUUACUUUCUCUAUAUCUCACUUUCCCACUCUGUGAAAUAAAGGAAUUGGGCUAGAUAAGCUUUGAAUUCCGGAUAUAGUGUGGGAUGAUCCGAAACCCACGUUGACUGGAGGGCUAGUUAAUAAUCUCCAGCCCUAAUGGCAGAUUGGGACUAGUGGGAGGGUCUGAGUAGUAGAAAUUGUACUUUUGUGAUUGUUUCUUGAAGAAUAGAAAGAACUGUAAGGGAGGAAUAGAGGAACAGUGAGUGGCCCCUUGGGAGAGGCUGUCUCACUAGGUGAGCUGACUGUGGACCUGUGACAGAGACCCGUGUCGUUGGUGACUCUUGGACAGCUUUGUAUUCUUGGGCCCUACUCCAGGAACCCUCCUAUUGUGGGAAUUGUGGAAGAGAACAGGAGAACCACAAUGGACUCCUCCUGGGAAAGUACGUGCCGGCCGGGCGGCCUGGCGGCGGAGAGCUGAAGUGGGCACCUCGACCGUGCCCCCUCCCCCUGUCCCGGGCGCAGCAUGCGACUGAGCGCUCGGCGGCUGCUGCUGGCGGCCGGCCUCACACUGGCCUUUGGGCUGGUCACCCACCUGGGGCAGCAGAUGCUAGCGUGCCAGCAGCUGCUGACCUCGGGCCGCAACCGCGGCGUGAUGCGGCCUGAGCAGGAGGAACUGGUGAUGCUGGGCGCCGACCGUGUGGAGUACCGCUACAGCAAGGAGAUGCCCCUGAUCUUUGUGGGGGGCGUGCCCCGCAGCGGGACCACCCUGAUGCGGGCCAUGCUGGACGCCCACCCGGAGGUGCGCUGCGGGGAGGAGACGCGGAUCAUCCCCCGUGUGCUGGCCAUGCGCCAGGCCUGGUCGCGCUCCGGGCGGGAGAAGAUGCGGCUGGACGAGGCCGGGGUCACGGACGAGGUGCUGGACGCGGCCAUGCAGGCCUUCAUCCUGGAGGUCAUUGCCAAGCAUGGCGAGCCGGCCCGCGUGCUCUGCAACAAGGACCCCUUCACCCUCAAGUCCUCCGUCUACCUGUCCCGCCUCUUCCCCAACUCCAAGUUCUUGCUCAUGGUGCGGGACGGGCGGGCGUCCGUGCACUCCAUGAUCACCCGCAAGGUGACCAUCGCCGGCUUCGACCUCAACAGCUACCGGGACUGCCUGACCAAGUGGAACAAAGCCAUCGAGGUCAUGUACUCUCAGUGCCUGGAGGUGGGCCGUGCCAAGUGCCUGCCCGUCUACUACGAGCAGCUGGUGCUGCACCCCCGACGCUCCAUGCAGGCCAUCAUGAACUUCCUAGGGAUCGCCUGGAGCGAGGCCGUGCUGCACCACGAGGACCUCAUCGGCAAGCCGGGGGGCGUCUCCCUGUCCAAGAUAGAGAGGUCAACCGACCAGGUCAUCAAACCUGUGAACCUGGAAGCUCUGUCCAAAUGGACCGGCCACAUUCCAGGAGACGUGCUGAAGGACAUGGCCCGGAUUGCCCCCAUGUUGGCCAGGCUCGGCUAUGAUCCCUAUGCAAAUCCGCCCAACUAUGGCAAUCCUGACCCCCUUGUCAUCAAUAACACAAACCGGGUCAUGAAAGGAGAUUUUAAAACACCAGCAAAUCUGAAAGGACAUUUACAGGUGAAUCCAAACACCACCUCUUCUCACUUACGAAGCGAAUGAUUCCAGGGCUCUGCAAAUGGCUUUUCAUUUAACAACCAGAGAAGAAAGUUUGCAGCUGACUGGGAAUCGGAUCUCCAAGCAUAUUGCUUGCUAUUCUCACCAAUUCAGGACCACUCUACGGGGAACGUCUUUGCAUUUCUUUGCAAAAUCCUCCGAUCUUUGAAACUUCCUGGGGAAAAAUGAAAAUGAAAACAAAACAAAAAAAAUCUCAAUUCUGUCCCUCACCGGGAGACUCUGUAGAGGAGAGAACCUGGGGGGAAAAACUCAGGUUUCUCAAUGUAGACCUUUUAUAUUGAUUUCGUCAACUUGAGAAUUUUUUUUUUAAUUGUAUCCGGAAUGGUCUCUCUGUUCUCCUCGGAUUUCAAAACUAAAAGGGGCUGGUUUGGAGGCCUUAGUCAUCAAAGGAAGCCCCGCAACAUGGGCCACCAUCAUCCUUCCCUGGUUGAGAAAUUUCAGAAACUUAUUUAAGAAUUUAAUAUUAUGGGGCAGUUUGGAUACAUUUGAUCACUUUAUUUCCCAUAAAUAAAAUAUUGUUUUAAUACCAAGA